Aphanomyces astaci is the source of this 831-nucleotide messenger RNA. RefSeq lists its product as hypothetical. Bases 1 to 831 code for a protein of 276 amino acids. Lineage: Eukaryota; Oomycota; Saprolegniomycetes; Saprolegniales; Verrucalvaceae. The transcript has a single exon. The record is from RefSeq and is a predicted model, not a curated record.
AUGAAGGGUCUCCUCGUUGCUGCUAUGGUUGCCGCCGCCGGGGCGCAAACCAUCACGUCCGCCCCGUCGCAGGCCCCCUGCCCAACUCCGCUGGACGUAUUCGCCGUGUACGACCUCGUACCCUGCACAGACCCCCCUAGCACAUCAACCCAAGCGCCGACUCCCGCGCCAUCCAACUCGACCGCGUCGACGCCGGCUCCAGCCAUGGCCGCCCCUCCCGCGCCCACCAACUCGACCUCUACUUCCACUCCCACCACCACCACGGCUACCACAGCAACAACUACCCAGGCUACCACGCCUACCACAACCUCUAUGGCGACUUCCACUACCACCAACGCGAUAAACACCACGUUCGCCCCGUCGCAGCCCCCCUGCCCAACUCCACUGGACGUAUUUGCAGUGUACGACCUCGUACCCUGCACAGACCCGCCCCGCACUACGACUUCGCCCUCGCAAGCGCCGACUCCUGCGCCCUCCAAUUCGACUUCUACUCCCACCACAGCCACCCCUCCCUCACCCACCACGACGAAGAGAACUCCUACCACGACCAAGGCGAGCAAUAGUACGAGGCCAGUCACGACCAAGCGCGGCAACUCGCCUGUGUGCACGCUAGUGAGCGUCAAAGGCGACGCCACGUACUGCAUCCCCGGCUCCAUCUGCAGGGGUUGGGGAGACCACGUGUACGGCACCGACUGCCCCGUCAAGGGCGACGUGGCCAUCAAGUACUGCUUCAAGUCACUCAAAAGUUAUACCCAAGCGGGCAAGUGCAUCGCCCCCCACGACGCCGUCUGCAGCAAACUGCGCGGGGGGGUCUGGGGGUGCAAAUGGUAA